Messenger RNA from Physella acuta, 827 nucleotides. RefSeq lists its product as uncharacterized. The record is from RefSeq and is a predicted model, not a curated record. Lineage: Eukaryota; Metazoa; Mollusca; Gastropoda; Physidae.
ACUACUUUACUCACUCUCCUAGCGAUAAUAGAUUUGACAGAAAACAGGUUUAGUUUUUGUACUUAUCUACGUGCUCUAAAGAUGCGACCCAAGCAUUUUGAAAACAUCGUUCAGCAUCACAAGAAUUACCUGGAUCAGAAAAUUAUCGAUCUUCAGUACGUGCUUCAGAUUCUUAUAAACGCAUCAGACUUAAGCAGAGAGUGGCUGGAGAAUCCUCACCACCAUUUAGGCUAUACAGGACUCAAUCAACAGAUUGAACAUGCGAUAUCAUCUCUAUGUAACGAGGCCAUGAAGAUAACACAUCAAGGCCCAGACAACCAAUCCAAAGACGUGACAAUAGUUUCCCAGCCACCACUACAGAUAGACAAAACUGUUAAUGUCAACACUUCUACAGCGGCAGUGCCAUUGGAGGAGAAAGUCAAACAUACUAAAGGAAUUUUAAAAGCUAACUGUUGGGCAGAGAGUUCCUACUAUGAUCCCAUUCAUAUGCCAAGCUGUUAUACAGGUGUCAUUAACCCAAGUUUUUCGGAAGAGGCUAACAGCACGGAAUGCCUCUUUGACGAUGAGAAUAUGUCGCUACUCAAUGAAGUUAGCAGCGUCAGCUCAGUUUCUACCUAUGAGUUCUGCAUGAAAGAAAAGAUCCAGGUACAGGAAUGUUUUCUCUUCAAAACUAAAGUGCGGAAAUUUACCAGAAGCAUACAAAAUUUUUUUUACAAUAUUAAGGUAAAAAGACAAUGGAAAAAGUUUACCUGAAGAGAAAUUCUGCGCAAUUUGAAAGAGACGCGAGAAACAAACACGUAUCCGGGCAGCCUCGAUGUCAUCCAUUU